AUGCUCAAUUGGUUGGCGGAAGCUCUGCCGCAAAUGCCACUGGAUCCAAUUGAACUGCCGCACCUCGUGCGGGAACCAAACGAUAUCGAGAGCAAUCCUGUACAGAAUGCUCCUGGACAUCAGUCCGAUCGCUCUAUCCACAGCUUAGAGUGGACCGCUGAAAUCAAUACAGAGGUGACAUCACUGCGCUCUAGAGCGACAGGCCGCACGGGUGCUUUCAAUCCCACUGGUUUAUAUCGAGAGCUAUUCACGAUCGCAUCCGUUUUCCGUAUUGGUAAUGUAACGCAGUACUAUGGCGUGUUUCACGCGUAUAACGGUAUAACUGCCUGCUGGUCAAAGGUCGAGGGCGGCCAGGAGACGGUCGGGGUAAUACGGCCCGAGGGCAGAUGA
Molecule: messenger RNA, 390 nt
Organism: Postia placenta MAD-698-R-SB12
Lineage: Eukaryota; Fungi; Basidiomycota; Agaricomycetes; Polyporales; Adustoporiaceae
Exons: 3
Coding region: 1-390 (129 amino acids)
Source: RefSeq, a predicted model, not a curated record